AUGAUUCAAAAUUUAAUUUGGGACUCUAUUAGUUUUGCUCUUGGAGAUAGAGAAAAAGAUACUUCUUCAAUGGAAGAUUACGAAAAUUUGGAAAUAAUUGGAGAAGGGACGUAUGGGGUAGUUUAUAAAUGUAAAUGUAAGCAAUCAGGAGAACUUUUUGCAAUAAAAACGUUUAGAAAUGGUAAUAAUGAGUUUUCAACAACAACUCUCAGAGAAAUAUCAAUAUUACGUGAGAUUAAUCACCCUAAUAUUGUUAGUGUUCAGGACGUCAUACUUUCAUCUAAUGGUGUUAAUAUAGUAUUCGAUUUUUUUCCUUAUGAUCUUAAACGUUACCUUUCAAUGUUUCCUGAUAAAAUUCCGCCAAUGAAAUUCAUCAAACAUAUCAUUUUUGAAAUAUUAAGAGGCAUAUUUCAUUUGCAUAUGCACAGAAUUAUUCAUCGCGAUUUAAAACCUCAAAACAUUCUCAUUGCAUGUGAUAGAAACCUUCCAGAUGUCAAGAUUGCAGACUUUGGGCUUUCUAGAAUUCUAUCUACUCCAUUCAAAACAUUAACUAGGGAAGUUGUCACACUUUGGUAUAGGGCACCAGAACUUCUUUUGGGACAUAAGAAUUAUUCUAGUUCCGUCGAUAUUUGGAGCAUCGGUUGCAUAUUUGUUGAACUCCUGAUUGGUAGACCGAUUUUUUCUGGGGACAGUGAAGUUUCAACUCUUUUUAAAAUUUUUAAAACACUGGGAACUCCAAAUUCUAGAGUUUAUGCUGGCAUCAGUUCUCUUCCGAACUAUAGCUCCGAUUGGCCAAAGUGGGAAAUAGAUGAGAAUUGGAUUGAUAAUCAAAUAAGUAUUUAUUCCCCAACCAAACAAUAUUUAUUAGAAACUGACGCAAAAAAUCUAAUAAAAAUGUAA
Cryptosporidium ubiquitum is the source of this 900-nucleotide messenger RNA. RefSeq names its product cyclin dependent kinase A. Gene Ontology annotation, biological process: protein phosphorylation; G1/S transition of mitotic cell cycle; regulation of gene expression. The coding region runs from base 1 to 900 and encodes 299 amino acids. Gene Ontology annotation, molecular function: ATP binding; cyclin binding; cyclin-dependent protein serine/threonine kinase activity. NCBI's taxonomy places the organism in Eukaryota, Apicomplexa, Conoidasida, Eucoccidiorida, Cryptosporidiidae. The record is from RefSeq and is a predicted model, not a curated record. The transcript has a single exon. Gene Ontology annotation, cellular component: cytoplasm; cyclin-dependent protein kinase holoenzyme complex; nucleus.